AUGCAGGUGGCCAUGAACCCCACUGACGCUGUGUUCGACGCCAAACGCCUGAUCGGCAGGAAGUUCGACGACCAGAUUGUUCAGUCAGACAUGAAGCUGGGGCCUUCAAGGUGAUUUUAAAAUAGUAGUCAAAUGUAUUACAACCAAGUGCUCAUUCUUCUACAAAUGGUAACAGAAAAAUCACAAACCAAUAAAAACAAAAACAAAAAACACAUACAGUGGGGAGAACAAGUAUUUGAUACACUGCCGAUUUUGCAGGUUUUCCUACUUACAAAGCAUGUAGAGGUCUGUAAUUUUUAUCAUAGGUACACUUCAACUGUGAGCGACGGAAUCUAAAACAAAAAUCCAGAAAAUCACAUUGUAUGAUUUUUAAGUAAUUAAUUUGCAUUUUAUUGCACGACAUAAGUAUUUGAUACAUCAGAAAAGCAGAACUUAAUAUUUGGUACAGAAACCUUUGUUUGCAAUUACAGAGAUCAUACGUUUCCUGUAGGUCUUGACCAGGUUUGCACACACUGCAGCAGGGAUUUUGGCCCACUCCUCCAUACAGACCUUCUCCAGAUCCUUCAGGUUUCGGGGCUGUCGCUGGGCAAUACAGACUUUCAGCUCCUUCCAAAGAUUUUCCAUUGGGUUCAGGUCUGGAGACUGGCUAGGCCACUCCAGGACCUUGAGAUGCUUCUUACGGAGCCACUCCUUAGUUGCCCUGGCUGUGUGUUUCGGGUCGUUGUCAUGCUGGAAGCCCCAGCCACGACCCAUCUUCAGUGCUCUUACUGAGGGAAGGAGGUUGUUGGCCAAGAUCUCGCGAUACAUGGCCCCAUCCAUCCUCCCCUCAAUACGGUGCAGUCGUCCUGUCCCCUUUGCAGAAAAGCAUCCCCAAAGAAUGAUGUUUCCACCUCCAUGCUUCACGGUUGGGAUGGUGUUCUUGGGGUUGUACUCAUCCUUCUUCUUCCUCCAAACACGGCGAGUGGAGUUUAGACCAAAAAGCUCUAUUUUUGUCUCAUCAGACCACAUGACCUUCUCCCAUUCCUCCUCUGGAUCAUCCAGAUGGUCAUUGGCAAACUUCAGACGGGCCUGGACAUGCGCUGGUUUGAGCAGGGGGACCUUGCGUGCGCUGCAGGAUUUGAAUCCAUGACGGCGUAGUGUGUUACUAAUGGUUUUCUUUGAGACUGUGGUCCCAGCUCUCUUCAGGUCAUUGACCAGGUCCUGCUGUGUAGUUCUGGGCUGAUCCCUCACCUUCCUCAUGAUCAUUGAUGCCCCACGAGGUGAGAUCUUGCAUGGAGCCCCAGACCGAGGGUGAUUGACCAUCACCUUGAACUUCUUCCAUUUUCUAAUAAUUGCGCCAACAGUUGUUGCCUUCUCACCAAGCUGCUUGCCUAUUGUCCUGUAGCCCAUCCCAACCUUGUGCAGGUCUACAAUUUUAUCCCUGAUGUCCUUACACAGCUCUCUGGUCUUGGCCAUUGUGGAGAGGUUGGAGUCUGUUUGAUUGAGUGUGUGGACAGGUGUCUUUUAUACAGGUAACGAGUUCAAACAGGUGCAGUUAAUACAGGUAAUGAGUGGAGAACAGGAGGGCUUCUUAAAGAAAAACUAACAGGUCUGUGAGAGCUGGAAAAAUCAUACAAUGUGAUUUUCUGGAUUUUUGUUUUAGAUUCCGUCUCUCACAGUUGAUGUGUACCUAUGAUAAAAAAUUACAGACCUCUACAUGCUUUGUAAGUAGGAAAACCUGCAAAAUCGGCAGUGUAUCAAAUACUUGUUCUCCCCACUGUAUAUCCUCAAUGGCCCUGGUCAAGAUGAAGGAGAUUGCUGAGGCCUACCUGGGCCAGAAGGUGUCCAAUGCAGUCAUCACAGUCCCAGCCUACUUCAACGACUCCCAGAGGCAGGCCAUUAAAGAUCUCUGGACUGAACGUCCUGAGGGGUCAUCAAUGAGCCCAUGGCGGCAGGAUCAUCAAUGAGCCCACGGCGGCAGCUGUCGCUUACGGGCUGGACAAAGGCAAGAAUGAGGAGCGCAGUGUACUCAUCUUUGAUCUCGGCGGAGGCACCUGUGACGUCUCCAUCCUGACCAUCGAGGAUGGGAUAUUCGAAGGUGAAGGCCAACAGCUGGGGACACUCACCUGGGAGGGGAGGGCUUUGACAACCGCCUGGUCAACCACUUUGUGGAGGAGUUCAAGAGGAAGAACAAGAAGGCAAUGAGGAAGCUGAGAAACAGCCUGUGAGAGGGCCAAGAAAGCCCUCUCCUCCAGCUCCCAGGCCGGCAUCGACUUCUACACCUCCAUAUCCAUCACCAGGGCUCGGUUUGAAGAACUCAACUCAGAGCUCUUCGGGGGGGAACCCUGGACCCGGUCGAGAAGGCCCUGAAAGAUGGACAAGGCUCAGAUCCACGAGAUCGUCCUGGUCAGUGGCUCCACUCGAAUCCCUAAGAUCCAGAAGCUCCUGCAGGACUUCUUCAACGGAAGGGAACUCCAACAAGAGCAUCAACCCAGAUGAAGCGGUGGCUUACGGCGCUGCCGUCCAAGCGGCCAUCUUGAUGGGUGACACCUCUGAGAAUGUCCGGGACCUUCUCCUCCUGGACGUGGCUCCUCUGUCCCUGGGCAUCGAGAUGGCUGGAGGGGUCUUGACCGCCCUGAUCAAACGUAACACCACCAUCCCCACCAAGCGGAACCAGAUCUUCUCCACCUACGCUGACAAUCAGCCAGGUGUGCUCAUCCAGGUGUACGAGGGAGAGAGAGCCAUGACCAAGGACAAUAAUCUGCUGGGGAAGUUUGAGCUCACGGGUAUCCCUCCCGCUCCGAGAGGACUUCCACAGGUCGAGGUGACCUUCGACAUCGAUGCUAACGGCAUCCUGAACGUGUCGGCGGUGGAUAAGAGCACUGGCAAGGAGAACAAGAUCACCAUCACCAACGACAAGGGGCAGCUCAGCAAAGAAGACAUUGAGAGGAUGGUGCAGGACACAGACAAAUACAAAGCUGAGGACGAUGCCCAGGGGGAGAAGAUAGCAGCCAAUAAUGGGUUGGAGUCCUACACAUUCAACAAGAAGAGUAGUGUAGAAGACCCGAACUUGGCAGGGAAGCUCAGCGAGGAUGACAAAAAGAAGGUCGUUGAGAAGUGCAACCAAACUAUCUCCUGGUUGGAGAAAAACCAGAUGGCUGAGAAGGAGGAGUUUGAGCACCAGCAGAAGGAGCUGGAGAGAGUGUGUAACCCAAUCGUAUCCAAGCUCUACCAGGGGGUGGGAGGGGCUACUCCGAUGGGGAGUUGUGGCAUCCAGGUUGAGGUUGGUGCUAGCUCUCAGGGCCCUACCAUUUGA
Coregonus sp. 'balchen' is the source of this 3295-nucleotide messenger RNA. The record is from the annotation of a GenBank genome assembly. Lineage: Eukaryota; Metazoa; Chordata; Actinopteri; Salmoniformes; Salmonidae.